This is a messenger RNA of Macrosteles quadrilineatus (aster leafhopper), 5766 nucleotides long. RefSeq lists its product as uncharacterized. Gene Ontology annotation, cellular component: extracellular matrix. Bases 21 to 5483 code for a protein of 1820 amino acids. The transcript is spliced from 6 exons. Lineage: Eukaryota; Metazoa; Arthropoda; Insecta; Hemiptera; Cicadellidae. The record is from RefSeq and is a predicted model, not a curated record. Gene Ontology annotation, molecular function: metalloendopeptidase activity. Gene Ontology annotation, biological process: proteolysis; extracellular matrix organization.
CACUCAAAUAGAAGUUAAAAAUGGUGAAUUCAAUAAUAUUAUUUUUUUCUCUCGCAUCAAUUCUAAAACUAUGUAUUUUUUUGGAAAACGAGCACAACCCACAUAUGUCGGGAUUUUAUACUGAUGGACUAAACCAGACUAUUGAUAAAAUUGAAAUCGUUUAUCCUGAAAAAGUCUCGAAAGACGGGUCAUUUGUUUCAUAUUAUCUUCCACAAUAUUACAACGUCGAAUCUCUAGAAAAUCGCCCUAAGAGAUCAAGAGAUAGUAUUGAACACACGGAUGGUGAUGCAAUCCAUUUCUUUGUUCCAAUUGAAGGAGAAAAACACCAACUUGAACUUUGGCCCAACUUAAACUUCUUUUCUCCAGAACUGGUAGUCGAACGAAGAGACGUACAAGAUAUAGAAAAUGUUAACAAAGCCAAGAUGAGCCAAAUAUCUCAACGGCAAUGCCACUACAGUGGGAGAAUCGUCGGCAAGCCUGCCUCGAGAGCCGCAGUAUCAACAUGCUAUGGCCUGACAGGUUAUAUUCAAUUACCUUUUGGAGAGGAAUACUUGAUUGAACCAGUGAAGGAUUUUAAACCUGCUUACAAUAAGGAGCAUCCGCAUAUUAUGUAUAAACGAUCUGGUAUAAAAGACCAUCAUGGUACUUCAAACUGCCUCACUAAAGGUUCUGCCAAAGAUGCUCUUGGAGAAAGAUUAAAGUGGGAAUCUAUGUUUGGAAGUCAAUUGAAAAGAGAUUUUUCUGCUUUGAAUAUGAAUGAUGUAAUGAGAGAGGAAACAACAAAACCCCCCGUAGCUAAUAUACAACCUAAUAUGGUUCUGAAGAAAGAGAACUUAAAAUCCUUUGGUAAUUUUAAAAGAGUCUACCAACAAAAUGAAAUUAUUGCUGAAGAAAAUAUGCAUCUAAAAAAUCAUUCACAAAAUCAUGAAUUUCCCCAACAAAAUUCUGACAAGGUAAAGAAUGAAUAUGGAAAUAAACUGAAAUCAAAACCUUUAAGGGAAGAACUUGGCAGAAUACAAAUACCUGAUGUUAAUAUAUUACCUCAAAAACUAUCAUCAAGCCAAACAAUAUCUGGUCAACACUUAUUGACCAAAACUGAUGCAGAAAGUUAUGAAAAUGCAAAAGGUCCGUAUAAGAACUACUUAAAACCGAGAAGAGUGAAAAGAGAAUUAACUGACCAAGAUCAAGACAUUGCACAAACAAGAGAUUCCAGCAAAACUAGACUCAAUCAGAUGUCAAAUGAUGAGCAGAUUCAUAACAACUGUACAGAGUUUCAAAGUUAUGAUAUAAAACAAGAAAAUUCUUUAAAACCUAUAAGAAACACAGAGGAUGAAAAGGCCAGAUUUUUAAGUCAGUCAGAACAAAAAAUUAAAAUGUCAAAUACGUGUAGUGAGCAUAAAGUACCUAGUUCAGAUGUGCAUCUUAAAAAAACUUGUAAUAAUGGCAUGAAUGAUAGAGAAAUGAAUGAUUUUAAUAACAUAAAAGUUAAGGUUGAUAGUCUAAAAAGUAAUGAUGUAGAAAAUUGUAACAGCCCUGUAAAUGGUAACAAAGUAAAUACUGAUUUAACAAACAACCAGAAAUAUCCACAUCCAAAUAUUGAAAAAAAUGCCAAAAGAGAUAUCCACCUUGAUACAAGUGAAAAAAGUUGGAAGUCUUACGAAAAGGGUGAAGCCUCUUAUGCAGCUGAAACCCCAACUCACAAUACUGAUAAGAAAACAAGAUUAGAUGGUGAAGUCACAAAUAAAAAAAGUAGUCAGUUGUAUAAGAAAACUAAACAAAACAAUGAAAACAUGUAUAACAAUAAUAGAAAGGUUAAUACUCUUGAUCCGGUUAAGGAUAUGGAUAAAACAAAGGUAAAAAAAGAUAUUGGUGGAGGCUUGUUAUAUGUUCCUCAGCAAGAAAAAAAUUAUAAUACUCAAUUUGUAGCUAACAAACCUUUAGAUAAAGAUAAACAUUCAAAUUAUAAUAAGCAUGAUGAAACUCUAAGUGAUAUAGAGAAUGAAAAUGUAUAUAAAAUUGUAGUCGAGGAUGGUAAUUUGAAAGACGAUUUAGGUUCUACAAAAGAAAACAAACAAAAUGUGGAUUUGAUUGAUGAGCCUUUUCAACCUGCAGAAAACUCAACAAAUACCCAUGCUGAUGAGAUAGUAAUUAGGAUUAAAACUCCAGAAGGAACUAUCAGUGAAGUAAAACCAAACCAAGACAUUAACAGUGGGAGAUUAAAAUACAGUGUAAUUAAUCCAACCACAAAUAAUGAACACAUUGAUUCUGUAUUGGAUCAAAAUAUUGGCAUGUUUUUAACAAAAAAUAAUUUAAAGAGAAAUAAUGUGGAGAAAAAUAAAAGAGGUACAACCGAAAUAUUUGAGACAGAUAGCCAAGGUGGGAGUUAUGUUCAAGAUACCAGAAAUGCUGAUAAGGGGAUUUCUUCACAGGAUUUUAACAUUGUCGUAGAAGAUGCUGAAAAUGGGAACAUUGUGGGUAAUUAUGCAAGCAAUAAAGCAAAACGAGAUGAUAACACGAUACAUUUAGUGAUUGAAACAGAACCUGAAGUAAAAAGCCAAGAAGUUCAUGAUUCAGAGCACCCUGCAAGUAAUUUGUUUUGCCAAGGCAGAAACUGCCUUGAAAUAAAGCCUAUAUUUUUAAAUGAUACAAAAUCAUCUUUAACAUCAUCGAACAGCACUAGUGACAACCCUAAGGAAAAAGUCAUAAAAAAAAGAGAUUCUGAAGAGGAUGGAUUUUGCGGAUCAUCUACAACAGAAGCACCUCUCAGGUGCAACGAUUUUAACCAUAAAAUAUUUACCAUAGAACUAAUGAUAACUGUUGAUUACAAAGUUGUCCAUAUGCAUGAGGAUGAUGACAUUGAAAACUUUAUUCUUACCAUCAUUAAUAUGGUAUCUAGUAAUUUUAAUGACAAAUCACUUGGAUUAAACCUAAAUGUUGUUCUGGUGAGACUCAUUCUGCUCACAACCUGUAUUAAAGAACUAGACAGCGAUAGAUUUAAUCCAGAAGAACUUUUGGAAAAUUUUUGUACGUGGCAAGUUCUAGUGAACCCUGGUCGAGAUGACCAUCCUCACCAUCAUGACUUGGCAAUAUUUGUAUCUAAAAUGGAUAAAUGUCAAGGCCAAACAAUGGGGGUAUCAUACAUGACCAGUGUCUGUAGACCAGAUAAGGCUUGCAUUGUAUGUGUUGACGAGGGCUUACUACUUGCCAACACCAUCACUCAUCUGAUAGGACACAGUCUUGGAGCAGACCACGAUGACGGCCAAAGUAGUGGAUGUGGAGAGAGCUUGCCAGACGGUACAACCUACCAUAUGGCACCUACAAUUACUGAAACUAGCUCCGCAUGGUCUGUUUGUAGCAGAGAUGCUAUUACCCAGUUUGUGCAGACCCAAGGAUCAUGGUGUCUUAUUGAUUUUCCUGUUGUUAGAACUUACAAUUUCCCUUUAAUGUUACCAGGGCAAAUAUAUUCAGCCGCUCAACAAUGUAAACUAAAUUUUCAUAUGUCAGCCGUUCCUUGCUCUGUCGGAGCAUUUUGCAAUAAACUAUAUUGUCAAAUCACAGAUAAACUGUGUGCAACAAAGGGUGAUCCACCUGCCGAUGGUACUUUCUGUGCCUCUGAUAUGUGGUGCUUCCAUAAACAGUGUGUACAUGUAGGUCGGAGACCAGGAGCGAUAAAUGGAGAGUGGGGACCCUGGACUGAAUGGAGCUUGUGUACAAGGUCUUGUGGUGGCGGGGUGUCCAGUAGCUACAGAAUCUGCAACAAUCCAAAACCCCAGAAUGGAGGACGAUAUUGUAUCGGAGAACGAAUAAGGCAUAAAAUAUGUGAAACAAAGCCAUGUCAAGGAUUUACUGAAAGUUUUAGAGAUUUACAAUGUAAACGAACAGAGGACAGACCAUUCCGAGGAAAACUUCACAAUUGGGUACAAUAUGAGAGUCUUUUCAUUAACAUCGAAUGUGCUUUAGUGUGCCAAAACAGAAAAGGAGAUGUGGUGAUGAGGUCACCUAUUGUAGCUGAUGGAACUCCUUGCAAAGCUGGAACAAAGAAUGUUUGUAUUCAAGGAAUGUGCAGGAAUGUUGGGUGUGACUACAUGAUAGACUCAACUGCUAGAGAGGACGCUUGUGGUGUGUGCCAUGGGAACGGUACUGAAUGCAGAAUUGUGGGAGGUGUUUUUGAUGAGGCAAUCUCUAAAAAGGGACUGAUUGAGUUUUUACGCAUUCCAAAAGAUUCUGGUAUGAUUUUUGUAAGGGAGAUUGCACCAUCUAGUAACACUCUAGUAGUUUCUGGAUCUAUAAACAGAGUUUUUUACUUGAAUGGUCUUGGAUCAGACGAUUCGAUGGCUGGAGAUGUAGCAUUCGGACUUAGCCACGGAGUGUAUGAAAAGAGAGGAGGUAUGGAAAGAAUCUUCAUAAGAGGACCAACAAAGGAAGACCUCAUAUUUUAUAUAUUUUUCCGCGACAUCAACAAAGGAGUGCACUAUCAAUAUGCUAUUUUGGAAUAUGAUCCCACUUACAUACCUAGGUAUUUGUGGCAAUAUUUAGACUGGGAUGCUUGUUCUGAUCCAUGCUCUGGUGGAUCUCAGAGGGCUAGAGCAAAAUGUGUGGAGGAUCGUGGUGGGGUAGUAGAUGACAAAUACUGCACUGAAAGUUCUCGGCCCCUGGAUAUAGUGCGCCCUUGCAACGACUUCCCCUGCCAGGCCAAGUGGUGGGUAAGUGUUUGGUCUGACUGUAUCUGUACUGGUGCAACCAGUGUCAUGUUCCGCAGUGUUCUGUGCAUGAGAGCCAACGAUGAGAGUGGAACUCGGGUAGAAGUUGUCAAAGAGUCCGAGUGUACUUUAGCUGAGAAACCACCAACUCAGAAACCAUGCAACUACUCUGAAGAAGACACUGAAUGUGCCAAACGAUCUGUUGUGGAUGAUUCAUUUUAUCAAUCCCGCAGAGAACUGAGAAGAUCAGUCAAUCCAAGAUUAGCAUUUUCAGCGGUUUCUCCUGUGGACUCGGAACAGUUGAACCAAGAUAAAGACAAUGAUAGAAAAAAUGUAAGUGCUGACAUUUGUGUAACUACUGAAGUACCCUCAGUUUGUCCGACCGAGGAGAUAACCUCUGAGACACCCUCUACUUGUAAAGAGACGUCUGCUCCUCAGCCCCACAAGAAAACUACUUGCUGCCGAACAACACCACACCGACAGUUUGUCGUCAAAACUACAUUUGAGACGACUACAAUCAGACCAGUAGCAGUGAAAUUAGACCAACUUAACAUCAACAAUUUUGGUCUAACUGUUGUUCCAUUAGAAUAUUCUGGCAAGAAAAAAUUACUGCCUCUAAGCGAUCCAGAAUUUAUAAAUUUGGGAAAUGUUGGCCAAUUUGGUAUUGCUGACGAGCUUAAUGCCACAGUGAUCUCUGGUCAAGAAGCCCUUGAUUUACUGGAAUUUGCGAGGAGCAAUGCGAGCGAAGAACCUAUUGUUCUUCAUGAAGACAUGCAUAACUAGAAAUAUGUUACAAAUCAAGUAUCGAUUAACCUACAGUAAUGUACAUGACUGGAUAAUAAAAUACAUUCUCACUGAGUAUUUCAUCGGUGAGAUAGGAACUGUAUAAUGAGUUAGUCUUGUUAAUUUUUGUUCCAUUCAACAAAUUGAACUUUACUUGAUAUUUAUGUUUCAGUCUUGAAAUAAUUUAAAAUUAUAAGCCAUAUAGGCAGCAGAGUUUGAACUACAAUUAAAUGUAAUUAGAAAGUUAUUGUAAGUGUUUAACAUAUUACAAACAAAUAAAUAA